Macrobrachium nipponense is the source of this 2591-nucleotide messenger RNA. RefSeq names its product ionotropic receptor 93a-like. The coding region runs from base 139 to 2115 and encodes 658 amino acids. NCBI's taxonomy places the organism in Eukaryota, Metazoa, Arthropoda, Malacostraca, Decapoda, Palaemonidae. The record is from RefSeq and is a predicted model, not a curated record. Gene Ontology annotation, molecular function: ligand-gated monoatomic ion channel activity. Gene Ontology annotation, cellular component: membrane. The transcript has 13 exons.
UCUUGCAUUCCUCGUCGGAGCUGCAUCCACGCUGGUAAAACAGAUAAGUCGUAGGCCUAAUGGUCUCCAGCACUUUGGUAUUCAGUCUGCAAUAUCGUGUAGCUACUACUGGAAAUUGUAUGGUCAAAAUUAGGUAAAAUGAUUUGCAUCUCGACACUGACCUGGAUCUCGCUUCUUGGAAACUUCGUCUCUGCCGAAGCCGGUUCGCGUGUCCUUGGAUCUUCGAGGUCACCCCGCCGAGUAACGACGUCGGAAUAUGAGAAACUUGGAAACAAAAGUGAAGCCGAAGGAAGCCAGCGAAUACCUGACGGAGUCCAAAGUUAUGAAAACUUCCUACGUUACCGGAUGCAAGAGGAUGAAAUGAAGGCGCUCGGGGAAGUCUUGAUAGCCAUAACCACCAAGCAACUCGAACGGUGUUCUCUGGUGGUGGCGUUCGAUUCGGCUUAUGUAGAGACUAAUGUUAUUCGGAGAUUAAUUACGCUUCCAUACAUUAAACAGGUCCUGCAUGUGACGUCAUCGAAGGACCUCUCCUCCCUCAUCUGGGAAUCCUCAGACUGUCGAGGAUACUUCAUCCUGAUGCAGGAACCUGGACCCCUUUUCAAUUUCCUGGAGACCGGGGAAGAACCUUGGGACUAUGAGGGCAAAUACAUAUUUGUUGGACUUACGAAGGCUCAGUUAGAGAGGGUCACCUCCUCUCCCAGAGGCAAGAAGACUCAACACAUCAUAGGCCUAAUUAAGUACUACAUGGCUAAUAUACAGGAAUCAGCUGUACUGGGGAAACGGGGUCGUACUGGCCAACAGGUGGCGGUCCAUCGGUUCACUUCGAACGCAGAGAUCUUCCCUGACAAGAUUUCAAAUUUAAAAGGAGCUACCAUAUCGCUAAUUACCUUUGGAUUUGCCCCCCAUGUUCUGUACGGGCGUGGCACAGGAGGGCAGCACGCUGGGCGGGAUAUGCAGGUGGCGUUUGCCUUAUCCAGGGUCCUCAAUUUCACUCUGAAGUUACUUGAGCCGCCUCGUGGAGAACUCUGGGGAUCGAAACUCGAGAACGGAACUUGGACGGGCCUAGUGGCAGCUCUCGAGAGGAACGUAGGACACAUAGGAAUGGCCAACAUCUUCCUCAGCAACAACAACGACAGAACGGACGUCCAAGGCUUUACGAGGUCAUACGAUGCAGACGUAAGUUGUUUCAUGGCGAGAACCGACCCACCGCAGCCCCACUGGCAAUCUUUAGCUCUACCAUUCCUAGAAGAGACUUGGCUGGCCACAUUUUUCGGGCUCCUGUUGUUCUGCGUUCUCCUCUACUUCACUGGAAGGCUAUCGGCAAUAUUCGGGAAAGAACGAGGCACCUUCCAGAGCCUAAUUUCAUCCAGUCUCUACACCUGGGGCAUCCACUUCCGCGUGUCCCUAGACCAAGUUCCAGAGAUGGCGCCCACACGAAUUAUGGCUGUGUUUCUCGGGAUCUACGCCAUGAUAUUGACUACCGCCUACUGCAGUAACCUCACUGCCUUCCUCACUAUAGCCAGGCCUCCCAGAAGCAUCGAAACCAUAAAGCAACUGCAUGGUUCAGGGCAGGAGAUUCUUGGUAUGGGAUAUUUCUUCAGGACGUCACUGUCCUCCUCUGGUAAUGUUUACAUAAAGAAUCUUGCAGAACGUUACCACGCACUCUCUGAUUUCGACGAAGCCUUAAGCCUACUGAAGGGAGGUAGGGGCGUCUUUCUAGAAAGCAGGAAAUAUCUGGAGUAUCUCAUCAGCACCAAAUUUACCGUCCACGGCGUUCCGCAAAUGAGGAUUAUGAAGGAAUGUUAUGCGCCAUAUAGCAUUGCUAUAGCCACCCAGAAGCACUUUCCCAUGAAAAAGAGUUUCGACAGAGCCAUUGGAUGGAUCUCUGAGAGUGGCCUUGUUCGACGAUGGUUCCUGGACGUGCUCAGCCUAACAAUCCAGGUAGAUGCAGGAGCAAAAGAAAUGGAAACUGCGGCAGAAAAUGGGGACCUAAAUGCAAAGGGAGUAAUUCCUCUGGGCAUCGACCACAUGCAAGGACUGUUCUACAUACUGAUCUUUAGCCUCACUCUCUCGACGCUCGUCUUUGCUGUAGAAAUCUCUUGUUGUAAGGGGUGACAAAGUCUGGUGCUGGUGACAGUAUAGAGCAACGGAACUCUCCGAGUUCUGUAGGAAAGGUCUUUGGAGCAACACUGUGUCACAAGUCAUGACCUACCUGCAAUAUAAUUUAUCGGAACAAAAGCAUUUGUUCCUAUAAUAUCUUACCUAAUUUCGUGUAUAUCAAGAAAAAACAAUUACCGAGCAACAUUCGAACUUUCAUUAACCCCUGAAUGUAUAUUUGCAAGGUACUAUCAAUCGGUACGAAAUUUUAAUGUUAAAAGCCAACGCCGGAACUAAGGGAAGGUAUGAGAAGAAACUUUGUGUAAUAACGCCAUAAAGACAGUGCUUAUUAUCAGAGAUAGAUGGUAUGAAAAGAUUAAAUAUGGGAAAUACCAAAUGACUAAGACGUCGUAGAGACGCAAAUGAAAAAUAUGGCGAAUUCUAUCCAGCCCACAAUGUCAGGAAUUUAUUGGGUUUCAUACAGAAGCCUUGUC